Larimichthys crocea (large yellow croaker) is the source of this 1485-nucleotide messenger RNA. RefSeq names its product DnaJ heat shock protein family (Hsp40) member B9a (gene dnajb9a). Gene Ontology annotation, cellular component: endoplasmic reticulum. Gene Ontology annotation, biological process: ERAD pathway. The coding region runs from base 497 to 1114 and encodes 205 amino acids. Gene Ontology annotation, molecular function: protein-folding chaperone binding; misfolded protein binding. The record is from RefSeq and is a predicted model, not a curated record. NCBI's taxonomy places the organism in Eukaryota, Metazoa, Chordata, Actinopteri, Sciaenidae. The transcript is spliced from 3 exons.
AACAAUACCCCAGCCAAGUAAUCAGAUCAAACUACUUGAAUCUGAAGUUACGUCACUUUAGACUGACUUACAAGAGGAGAGAUCUGAGAAAAGGACAAUGCAGGAGGCACAUCAGAUGGAGGAUGAAAGACUUUAAAGAAGAGCUGGCGGAACUGCAACAGCUGCAGAAGAAAAGGUUUGGCUGUUGGCACUAUUGCUACUGCAGCCAACAUUAGUUACAUUGGUUACCUGGUCAGCACAUGGUCAGUUUACAUGUAAAAAAAAUAAAUAAAUAACUUGUAUAGAGUGUAGUAGGGUCCGUUUUUAUGAUAUUUUGCAUGCUUUUAACUUUGUGUUUUACAUGAGUGUUGUGUUUUGCAUGCAGACAGACAAACAGAAGAAGGCACAUGGAAACGGAGGGUUGAGUGAGGCCCGGAUGGGGCCGAGCCCAAGGGCCAGGAGAUGAGAGCUGAGCCAGGACACCCCCUGAAGCGCGGACACGGAGACGAUCGGAGCCAUGGCAACAGCAAAGUGUGCCGUAACGUUCGCGGUGUGCGUCCUCAUGGUAACGGAGCUCAUACUCGCCAAGAAGGAUUACUACGACAUACUGGGAGUGCCCAGAGACGCCACUGAGCGGCAGAUAAAGAAAGCUUUCCACAAGCUGGCCAUGACAUAUCACCCAGAUAAGAACAAGAGCCCGGACGCUGAGGGGAAAUUCAGGGAGAUUGCUGAAGCUUAUGAAACGUUGUCCGAUGAAACCAGAAGAAGGGAAUAUGACCAGUUUAGUGACACCUCUGCAUACUUCACCGGGGAGACACAAGGAGGUCAUAGACCGGGUGCCAACCAACGUUACACCUUCAAAUUUGAUGACAUUUUCAAGGAUUUUGACAUCUACAGCCAGAACAGGCACGCUCGUCACCGAAGACACUUCGACGAACGCUCCAGGUCGCACGGCAGACAUAAGAGACACUUUCAAGGAGGUUUUAAAACCGAUAUCUUUGGUGACAUGUUUGAAGACAUGGAGAAACCUUUGUUUACCUUUGACGGACACACCAAACAGAAACAACACUGUAUAACAGUGACACAGCGCAGAGGAAACAUGGUAACCACAUACACAGACUGUACUGCAUCUUAAAGUGGAACGUAAAAUGACCUCUGACUCAAAAUUGCCUUAAGGGGGUGUAAUAUUGUCGUAUUGAUUAGGUAACAGAAAGCCACUUGGUUCAAAUGUUGCGAGCACUGUGAUCUGACAUUCAACAGUGACCAAUCCGUUUACUUAGCUUAGGUCGAAAUACAAAUAAGUUAUGUUUUGUUCAACCUAUUCUCUGUGUGUGAAUGGACAUGAUUGUAGAUUCCUCAUUGUUAAAGUAAACUGAAAGGGAAUAUUUUGUCAGUAUUUUUUAAGCACUUUCUUUGAUGGUAGUUCACUGUUUGGAACAAUAAAACAAUCAUGCUGAAUUUGGCACAGGAUUACCCAUGUGUCAGUUCACACCUUGUUCUUUUGUA